Molecule: messenger RNA, 483 nt
Organism: Emiliania huxleyi CCMP1516
Lineage: Eukaryota; Haptophyta; Isochrysidales; Noelaerhabdaceae
Exons: 3
Coding region: 1-483 (160 amino acids)
Source: RefSeq, a predicted model, not a curated record
AUGUUCAGGGACACAGCCACCCCCCACCCGAUAUGCGAGCACGUUCUCUGCCGGGCCUGCGUCACCGGAUGGUUCCAAUACCAUACGUGCUGCCCCUACUGCCUGGAACCGGCAGACGGGCACUACUACCCGAACGGAAACGCAGUGGAGUGGUCUAACGCCGGCACUUACCUCUGCGCGCCGCGGGAGUUCGUUCGAACGGAGGCAGCCCUCUACCUGACGGGGGGCAGCACAGCAGUCGACGCAGCCCGCAGAGAGGGGCCCACGGACGAUCUCGAGAGCAAACGCGCCGCGCACAAGGGGAGCGGGAAAGGCGACAACGAAGUGGCAGCACCCAACUGGACACAACCAGAAGAGGCAGAAGAACGGACCAAGGAACAGGGAGCCAACAUCACCGAAGCAGCCGCCCGCAACCCCGCCAUCGACACCGACGUCGUCUCAACGCACAAAUGCGUGUGGGACCUGGGGAUACAGAGGCGAUGA